CAAUGAUAGGAGGGACAAGAAGCGUUCUGAUCCGUGUUUGCAUUGAUCGGAAUAUUAGCGGGAGAUGUUCAGUUAUAGAAUCAGUUACAACCUCUAGUGUAAAGGACAUAUUAAUUUGACCAUGGCUAUGGUUGAAAAGUAUGAUUUACUUUUUUCCCUUGGAAAAUUUAACCAGUGCAAUCACCUGAUAGAAAAGAAUACCACAAAGGAAGAUAAUAUCCAGAAUCAAUGGAUAGUUUCCUGUAAUUUGAUAUCAUCACAAUUCAUGUCAACUUACCUAAAGAAUGACAACAUCAACAAUGUGAAAACCAAACAGUGUCAACAGUAUAUUAAAGAACUACAAAUUCUUAUCAGCCAGAUCAAAAGUGCACCAUUGAACAUGUCACAGUUACAGCUUGAGUUAUCCGUUCUUUAUAAUCUGUGUUUUAUAAGAAUACAAACAGAGAAUGUAGGUUUCCUGUAUGAUGAUCAAUUUCUACAAAUUAUCAAAGAAACAUUGAUACGUGUUAUUGGACAACAAGACUGGAGACAUUGUAAUGUACAUCAAGAUACAACAGAGUUACUGUUCCUGGCUUUACAGCAAGUACAUGACGACAGAAUUUUGUCACCAUUAGUAAGUCUUUGUUGUUUAUGGACAGUGAUAAACUGCAGACAGACCAAGACAGACAGUGUGAUGCAGUUAGUUGAUAAAUGUUUGUCUCUACAUGGUUUAAAGAACUUAGAGUUACCUCCCAUAACCCUCCUUCCUCUGUCACUAAUACUGACAGGACAACACUAUUUUGACACACCAUCAGUGACUGACAUAGUCUACAUGACAGCUGGCAUGGCUUACUUCAGAAGGGAUGACCAGAAAGCUAAGGAGUAUCUAAAUCAAGUCGAAUUACCAGAGUUCAAAGGAUAUACAGCAUAUCUUAUAGCAUGCCAGGAUUACUACAGUGAGAAUUAUGUAGAAGUAUUAACCACUCUGGCCAUUGACCACACUGAUAUGACCAGUAGAUUGAAGGCUCUGCAUUGUCAUUUGUUUGGUUUAGCAUUGUCUAAGUUGGAGAAGCACCAGUGUGCAAUACAGAAGUUCAGGGAGGCAUUAGAACAUGAUUUCUCUUUCCUACUACCACUGUAUAACAUAUCUCUAGAAUACAGAUCCCUAGGGAUGACACUGGCUGAGUUAGAAUCUCUUAAUCUGUUGUCAACAGCACUACAGAAUGCUGAUAUUAAACCAACAGAUUACAGUCAGGACAUGUUUACACAGAUAACGCAUGAGACAAAUGGAGAAGUAACAUUGUGUCAAGUCCUGUAUACACUAGCAUGUAGAUGUUCACAGCUAAAUAUGUACGAAGAUGCUUCCCAAAGAUAUCUGGAUUUGCUUGUGUACUUAAAUGACACCAGUACUAUACAAAUUUCUGGAAAUAGUUUGGUUACAGUUCCCAGGAUUCAAAGCAUUCAUCUUGAAGCUAUUCAUUGUCUCCAUGAGGCUAAAAAUUAUAAUGACUGUGUAGCAGUUUGUGAUCAAGUACUGAGUUGUCUCCCCUCUGGAUCCCAGAACUCAUCAUUCAGCUUCCAUAACCAAUCAGAAAAUGAUCAGAUGUCAUGUGACACAAGUUUAACUGGAAUUGUUAAUAUCAGUGACAUAGAACCUGAUACACUUGAGAGUGCUAGUUUGCAAGAAGGCAGCAAGAGAAAAAGACUAAAUUCUGAAGAAUCAAAAACAAGAGAAACAGGGUGGGACAGUGAUGUUUUAGUUCUUUUAUACAAAGCUGAUUGUUUUGUGUUUCUAGAAAAAAUUGAAACAGCUUUGCAGUGCUUAGACAAGUGUAUUGAUAAGAUUCCAUUCAGUGUUGAUUUACAAAAAGGAACCAGAGCUCAACAACAAAUUAAACGCCGAAGGUUAGAUUCUUGUGGCGAUGAUAGUUCACAACUCAAGGGGACAGAAUCUGUCAAUGACCUUCAGAAAUUAGCAUCCCCUGUAUAUUGUCAUUUAGGGGUUGCUGUGGCAACCAGAGGUCAAAAUAAAGAUGCCUUACAUUUUCUCAGGAUUGGACUACGUCUUGAUCCAGGAAAUUUAGAUGCCCUGUAUAACCAUGCAGUAGUGUUGUGGUCAGACAACAAAAGACAAGCUUCUGUUGACUGGUGUCAAGGUCGUGACAUUGAGACAGCUUCAGACAGUUUUCAUUUGUCAGGCUUACUCCGACAGAAACAAAACAAGUUGAGAUCAUUAACAGGAAAAGAUUCUUUCCACGAAAAAGAAGUGACUCUGUGCAACACUAUCACUGAUGAACAUAUCAUUAAAUUGGAUGUGCUGUGUUUGAACUAUUUAUUGUCUGGUCAUAAAUGACAACAUACAACAAUGUACAUGGAUUCAACAAAAAUAGUGAUAAGACAACAAAAACUGAUGAUGAGACAACAAAAUUUGAGAAUAAGACAAUUGAUGAUGAGACAACAUAUACUGAUGAUGUGAAAACCACAAACUGAUGAUCACACAACAUUAACUGCACAAACUGAUGAUGUGAAAACAAAAAAUUAUUAUUAAUAGACAAAAAAUAUUAAUAAAUGAAACCAAAAAUA
Mytilus californianus (California mussel) is the source of this 2562-nucleotide messenger RNA. RefSeq lists its product as uncharacterized. Gene Ontology annotation, biological process: interstrand cross-link repair. The record is from RefSeq and is a predicted model, not a curated record. The transcript is spliced from 15 exons. NCBI's taxonomy places the organism in Eukaryota, Metazoa, Mollusca, Bivalvia, Mytilida, Mytilidae. Gene Ontology annotation, cellular component: Fanconi anaemia nuclear complex. The coding region runs from base 122 to 2332 and encodes 736 amino acids. Gene Ontology annotation, molecular function: protein binding.